Messenger RNA from Doryrhamphus excisus (bluestripe pipefish), 3764 nucleotides. NCBI's taxonomy places the organism in Eukaryota, Metazoa, Chordata, Actinopteri, Syngnathiformes, Syngnathidae. The record is from RefSeq and is a predicted model, not a curated record.
UUCUCAUAAAAUGACCUAUCGGAAAUAUAGUGGGCGGGAUGGAUCAAUGAUCUGAUUGGUUGAACGGCAAUUUGCUUGGCCAAUUGGAUAAUUACCUUGUUUCCAUACUAGUAAACUGCCUUAACGUAGCUAAUAAGGAGUCCUUUAAAGAUAGCAAUCGGCCUGAAAAUCCAACAGGCAGGACGAAGAGGGGGAAUACGAAGAAGAAGAAGAAGAAGGAGGCAGAAUGACGACACCAGGAAACACAUACGACGUGAUCGUAGUCGGCGGAGGAAUAUCAGGGUUAAGUGCAGCCAAGCUGUUGAAAGAGAAUGGACUCAACCCUGUAGUCUUGGAGGCCCGCGACAGAGUUGGUGGUCGAACCUUCACCGUAAAGAAUAAGGAGACCAAGUGGGUGGAUCUGGGUGGGGCUUACGUGGGCCCGACGCAAAAUCGUAUCCUGCGAUUGGCCAAGCAGUACGGCAUCAAGACGUAUAAAGUCAACGAGCAGGAGAAGCUGGUGUACCAUGUCAAUGGAAAGUCUCACCCCUUCAAAGGGUCCUUUCCCCCCAUGUGGAAUCCCAUCGUCAAGUUGGACUUCAACAAUUUGUUCAGGACCAUGGAUGAGAUGGGCAAACAGAUCCCUAGAGAGGCCCCCUGGAAAGCCCCCCAUGCUGAGGAGUGGGACAAGAUGAGCAUGCAUCAGCUCUUUGAGAAAAUCUGCUGGACCAGUACCGCCCGUCGUUUUGGCACCUUGUUUGUCAACGUCAACGUGACCUCUGAACCCCACGAGGUAUCAGCCCUGUGGUUCCUGUGGUAUGUGAAGCAGUGUGGCGGAACCAUGAGGAUCUUCUCCACCACCAAUGGAGGACAGGAGAGGAAGUUUGUGGGCGGGUCCAGCCAGAUCAGUGAGUGCAUGGCCAGAGAACUGGGGGAGCGUGUCAAGCUGCAGUCUCCGGUCUACAGGAUUGAUCAGACCGGUGACAUGGUGGUGGUGGAGACGGCCAAUAAACAGACCUACAUGGCCAAGUACGUGAUCGUGGCGACGCCUCCUGCUCUCAACCUGAAGAUACAUUUUAACCCUGAGCUGCCCCCGCUGAGGAACCAGCUGAUCAACCGCGUCCCCAUGGGCUCGGUCAUCAAGUGCAUGGUGUACUACAAAGAAAACUUCUGGAGGAAAAAAGGGUUCUGUGGCAGCAUGGUGAUCGAAGAAGAGGGUUCACCCAUUGGAUUGACGUUGGAUGACACAAAGCCUGAUGGGACCGUCCCUGCCAUUAUGGGAUUCAUCCUUGCCCGCAAUUGCAGGAAGCUCUGUGGGCUCACCAAAGAAGAGAGGUUGAAGAGGAUCUGUGAGAUCUACUCCAAAGUGCUGGGCACUGAAGAGGCUCUACAUGCAGUGCACUAUGAGGAGAAGAACUGGUGUGAAGAAGAGUAUUCAGGAGGAUGCUACACGGCCUACUUCCCCCCGGGGAUCCUCACGCAGUUUGGGAGGGUCCUGAGGGAGCCCGUGGGCAGGUUGUACUUUGCAGGGACUGAGACUGCCACUGAGUGGAGUGGCUACAUGGAGGGGGCUGUCCAGGCCGGAGAGAGGGCGGCCAGAGAGGUUUUGUGCGAAAUGGGUCAAAUCAACCGCAGUCAGAUCUGGCUGCCGGAGCCCCAGUCUACGGAAGUCGUGCCUCUCCCUUUCAAGACCACCUUCUGGGAGAGGAACUCACCUACAGUGGGCGGCCUCCUCAAGCUGAUGGGCGUCACUACUGUAGUGUGCGCUGCCACAGCGGCUGGCGUGGUCGCCUACAAGAAAGGGCUUCUCCCACGGUGUUAGCCACUCAUUUCCUGUCCACCCGUCACAACCGUCGUCCCGUCUAGUCACAUGUGGCUCGUAGCAACAUGGACGUUUUGAAGUGGUUUAAAAACAACACCUACUGUGUAGCUACAUGAGUACUGUACUGACAUAACAUGCAUCAUAUUUCCAUGCAUUGCCAAUUUACUUAUCAUUUACUUAUCAUUUUUUUUAGCUUGUGUGCAUGCAUAAUGUCCACAAGUGGGUGUGGGGGCGUGAGUGUGGGUGUGUGUGUGUGUAUAAUUACCUCUGCUGAUUUUUUCGGUGCUGAUUUAUUGUUCUGAUGCAGCAUUUGUGCCAUUGCAGACAAGUCAAACAGGAGGUUGAAAAACAAGUCUAGUUGCCUACUCUUAUUGUCAUUUUUGUUAUUCGAAUUGUCAACCACUCUACAUGAAAGCAACACACUUGGCCUAAAAGAGUUCACAAAAUAAAAUACCGCAAACACAUCUACCUCAGUCAUCCAUGUUUUUAAUUUUUCAAUUUUUUUUUAAAGAAUAGGAUCGGAAUAUCCAUACAAGAAUAAUUAAUCAGUGUGAAAUCAUCCUGUGAAUGACUACCCAACAGCAUUUUAAUUAUACACAUUUUACUAUUUGUACUAUUCUAAAUAUUCUCUAAACAAAGCAAAAAUGUACAUAAUAAUAAAUACAUUUAUGAUAAUAAAUACACAACAAAAUAUGAUCUAAUGAUUUCAAUAUUUAUUGUAGUAAUUAUUAGGGGUGUCAGGAGAUUAAAACAUGACAAGAUUUCAUAUUCUUAUUGAAAUAUUGCAUUAUUAUUCUACAUACGUACAUAUUUAUACAUGGGCCGCACAGGUGGAUGAGUGGUUAGGAUAUAGGCCACACAGUGAGGAGUCUGGGAAGACCAAGUUUGAAUCUCUGUGUGGAGUUUGCAUGUUCUCCCCGUGCAUGCGUGGGUUUUCUCCGGGUACUCCGGUUUCCUCCCACAUUCCAAAAACAUGCUAGGUUAAUUGGCGACUCUAAAUUGUCCAUAGGUAUGAAUGUGAGUGUGAAUGGUUGUUUGUCUAUAUGUGCCCUGUGAUUGGCUGGUGACCAGUCCAGGGUGUACCCCGCCUCUAGCCCGAAGACAGCUGGGAUAGGUUCCAGCAUACCCACGACACCAUUGAGGAUAAGUGACAUAGAAAAUGGUUGGAUGGAUGCACAAACCAUAAUAAGACAUUAUCAUAAAAUCGUGCAAAAGUAUCUACGUAAGCUAACCUCAGCCCUCAAAAUCUUCCAUUCAUGCAUUUUUACAUGGGUGCAAAAAUAUUUUUUAGUUCUGAAUUGAUCUGGAUUUGUUGACAAUAAGAGUAACUUGUUGAUCAAUGUGAUCCAAGCAUUUGAAUGUAUUUCCCCACAAAAUUUUUACCUCUCAGUUUUUUAGUCUGCAAAGGAGCCUUUUUUUAUUGUGUCAUUGUCAUCGUGACUCACCUCAGCAGUAGCUUUAAAUAGUUGGACAUGAUGACAAUACAACAUUUUAAUCAUGUGUAAGCUUUUUUUAGUGUAAAACAUUGGCAUGACUUUGACUCCAUAAGUUAUAGUCACUUGGAGAAGCAACAUGAACACUUUUAUGUUGUACAAUCGUGUGUGUGUGUGUGUGAUGUCAGUGUAGUCUCUGUUGUGCCUUACUGAGGGAAAAUGGUGUUUGUUUCUUAUAUUGGUAUUUCUCAUAAGUGCCUGUGUGACUGGACACUCUGCAACGCCCUCAUCCUUCAUUCAUUCAAUCAUUCCUUUUGUCCACACCAGCUUGUUUUCCUGCUUUUGAUGUCUGCAAUUCCUCAAAAAGAACGUGGUGAUAGUGAUUUAUGACAGAGACAAACAAGUGAACAAUAAAUCUUUUACUCUUUUUCUGUGCAGAUUAUUGUUUACUAUAUACAGUGGCCUAGAAGCGCAAAGGACAACAUUUACAAUUACCCAAACCGAUCAAUAAAAUUAUUUGUUUUAAUUCA